CAUUCCCUGUAUUUUGGUGAAACCGUCACCGCCGAGGUCAAAUUGUAGUCACGUGAUUAACGGCCGGCUGUGGGUCACUGCGGGUCCUGCACGGAGUGGCGGGGGUAUCCCGAGGUAACGAUUUUAGUGAAUUCUUUUAGAGAUUGUAAACCAAUGUCAAACCGAGUAUACGCAGACCCAAAAGGCAAUUAUGAUGACUAUCAGUAUCCAGUAGUAUUCUUGCCUCCAUAUGAGAAUCCACCGCCAUGGAUCCCUGUGCAGGAGAGGUUACAUCACUUAGAUUACAACAAUGAACUGACCCAGUUUUUACCUCGAAUAAUCCAGUUGAAGAAACCCUCUGGGGCUCAGCUGGGAUUCAACAUUCGAGGGGGCAAGGCCUCUCAGCUUGGUAUCUUCAUAUCAAAGGUGAUUCCUGAUUCCGAUGCAGAUCAUGCAGGGCUGCAGGAGGGUGAUCAGGUCCUUGCUGUGAAUGACAUUGACUUUCAGGACAUAGAACAUAGCAAGGCUGUUGAAAUCUUGAAAUCUGCCAAAGAAAUUACCAUGAGGGUUCGCUACUUUCCGUACAAUUUCCGCAGGCAGAAGGAAAGGACAGUUCAUUAAAAGGAGGUCCUGCUCUAUUUUGAGAUCUCUGCCUUAGAGAUCAUUGAAACGUUUGGUACUUGGCAGAUCUCUGGUCAAAUGGUCCAAUAUCUAGAGAGAUCCUGAAAUGUGGGUUUUCUGUUUGGGAUUUAUAAAAUGCCUCCUGCAUUUAUUUGACAUUUCUCGGAUUUAGUCAUUUCAAAUAUUUUGGGGAAAACUGCAAUGAUUGCAAAUUCUUGAAGUGAAAUUCAGACAGUGCCUGAUUCUGCAACUGUCUUGGGAAUGUAAAAGGAGUCUUAAAGCUGUUAUUGUCAGAAGCUCAAUCACUGCCACUGAUUUGCUUAUCCCUAUGUCAGAUCAUCUUUCAAAGACACAUAUGACUUCAUCUGUUGACUCAGUACUGCAUCUUGCAACAAUAAAGACACAAUUUUGUAUGUUA
Messenger RNA from Stegostoma tigrinum, 1018 nucleotides. RefSeq names its product PDZ domain containing 11 (gene pdzd11). Gene Ontology annotation, cellular component: synapse; cell-cell junction; basolateral plasma membrane. The transcript is spliced from 7 exons. The record is from RefSeq and is a predicted model, not a curated record. Gene Ontology annotation, biological process: maintenance of epithelial cell apical/basal polarity; proteolysis; protein localization to basolateral plasma membrane. Gene Ontology annotation, molecular function: protein binding. The coding region runs from base 154 to 600 and encodes 148 amino acids. NCBI's taxonomy places the organism in Eukaryota, Metazoa, Chordata, Chondrichthyes, Orectolobiformes, Stegostomatidae.